This is a messenger RNA of Wickerhamiella sorbophila, 876 nucleotides long. Its product is annotated as Phytanoyl-CoA dioxygenase domain-containing protein 1. The coding region runs from base 1 to 876 and encodes 291 amino acids. The record is from RefSeq and is a predicted model, not a curated record. Lineage: Eukaryota; Fungi; Ascomycota; Dipodascomycetes; Dipodascales; Trichomonascaceae. The transcript has a single exon.
AUGUCUGGGCUAUCGCAGGAUCAGAUCGACACGUUCAGGAACGAAGGAUGCAUUGUAAUCCCAAAUGAAUUGAGUAGCGAGCAGCUUUCGAGUUUAAUGGCUAAGAGUAAAAUGCUGUUGGAUGAGUUUGACCUUCGCAAUCACCCCAGAACCCGCUUCCUUACUGGGGCAAACGGCACUGAGCAUGUGGGUAGCGACUACUUUCUAAACUCCUCCGAUAAGGUUCAUUUCUUUUUUGAAGAAAAGGCAUUCGAUGAAAAUGGCGAACUGACCAAACCCAAGGCUCAAACUAUCAACAAAAUAGGACAUGCUUUACAUACUCUGGAUCCGGUCUUUCACAACGUCUCAUUGAGCAAACGAAAUGUGGCAAUUGUCAGAGACCUGGGAUACAAAGACCCACGAAUUCUGCAAAGCAUGCUGAUCUGCAAACAGCCAGAGAUUGGAGGCGAGGUCCCCACUCAUCAAGAUGCGACUUUCCUUUAUACCGAACCUCAAAGCGCCGUUGGGUUUUGGUAUGCGUUGGAAGACUGCGUUUUGGAGAACGGCGCUCUUGAGUUUGUUCCCGGUUCUCAUAAGACCAGCCAAGUCUACCAGAGGUUUGUUCGCACCAACCCUGGUACCGGGUUUGAAGCUGUUCCGGGCACUACAAAGUACGACGAGCCAGAUCCUUCCGCAUUCAAGCCACUUGAGUGUAAAGCAGGAAGCUUGGUUUUGAUUCACAACUCGGUUCUUCAUCGCUCCAGCCCGAAUUUGUCUCAAAAGUCCCGUUUCGCCUAUGCUUUCCAUGUGAUUGACAGCACAUCCAAAUAUGAUCACAAGAAUUGGCUACAGAUCCCUGCCACAGGUGGCACAAACUUCACUCGAUUAGUGGUUUAA